CUGCCCCAGGGCAGGGACCAUAGGUGAGAGCAGAGCUGCGGCCGCCUCGAAUGGAUCUGCCUCUGCCCGGCCAGGAUCUGAGAUUUAUUCCUGAAAGGAUGGUCCCUUUCAGUUUCCCUCUGUCCAAGUGUGCACUCUGGGACCCAGUCCCUAGGGGCGAUGUCAUUGGCUCACAUAUCACCUAUUAUAGAAACCCAAAGUUAUCUCUGAUGGAGAAAACCUUGCGACUCGCCUAUCGCCACGCAAAGCAGAAUGACAAGAAAUUAUUUUCUUGUUUUUUGCUUGGAACUCUUGGAGCAGAUGAAGAUGGGGAAGGCAUCACACUAACAAUUGACCGCUUUGAUCCUGGCCGAGAAGUUCCUGGUGGUUCAGGCAAAAUUCCAUCUGCACCUCUUCCUGGAGACUUCUUGAUUCCCUGUGUAAUUAAUGCCUGGGGACCUUCUGCAGAUAAUAUCAUAGUGCACAGUGCUGAAGAUAUUGGCUUGGCUUUCAAGAACCUGCAGCACAGUCUCUGCAGCAAAGAAUCACUGGAGCUUUCUAAACUGCUCACUGUCAGAGCUCACAUUGUUUUCACAGAAAACCUGGAUAAUCUACAAUUUAAUUUUCACUGGGCUUCUAUUACUGCAGCAAACAUCUUGGAAUACACCCCAGUGAAGUCUGUCCCAAUUAUUCCUACAGCCCUAGCAAGAAAUUUGAGCAGUACUAUGAAUAUUGCACAAGUUCAAGGAACUUAUAAAUGUGGCUACCUUACUAUGGACCAGACACGGAAACUGCUUUUGCUGCUCGAGUCUGAUCCCAAGGCUUAUGCUCUGCCAUUAGUUGGAGUUUGGCUGAGUGGAAUUACUCACAUCUAUAGUCCUCAAAUCUGGGCUUGUUGCCUGAGAUAUUUAUUCAGUUCCUCAAUUCAAGAAAGGGUUUUUUCAGAAUCUGGGAGUUUUCUUAUUGUGCUUUAUUCAUUGACACACAAGGAACCAGAGUUUUAUGAGUGUGUUCCAUCAAGUGGACAGACUGAACUAGGGUUUCAGAUCUUAACUUGUAAUGAAAGAGUGCACCUCUUCAAAAAUGUGGAGCCUUCAGACAAGAGUCCCAUCCAUUUUGAGCUGAGUGCAGAAAACCAAAAUGCAGAAACAGAGUUUUUCAGCAGAGUUUGUAAGAAACUUCCUAUCAGAAGUCCUUCCCAAGGCUCACCCAGCAAAUUGUCAGCAAGUGAUCACGACUCUGGGGUAGAAGAUGAGGAUUUAUCCCCCAGACCAAUUCCAAGUCCUCACCCAGUGAGUCAACAGGUUUCUAGGAUCUUUCCUUCAGUUCCUGAGCUGUCACUUGUUUUGGAUGGGAGCUUCAUAGAAUCAGGACAACCAUCUAAGCCUGUGGGGACCUCAGAUGCUAAAAGUCUACCCUCAGCAAUACAUCAGCCUAUUAAAAAGAAAUCAUGUUUGGGAUCUUCAUAUUAUCCCACCCAGCAUUCUGAAGACAAGCAAAACUUUUCUGGUAAUAUGGCAGAUCCCUCUUUGAGGCAAAUACCAAACCAUUUAAACCAGAAAAUUCCAACUUCAAGGCCUUCCAGAGGAAAACAACCUCUGCUACAGCAACAGUUGCACUCUAAGAAACCUUGUCCUCAGUCAAGAAAAAGUUCUGGAUCGUCUUCUCCUUCAACCCCUUGUGGUGGGAUUUCCCCAGAUACCUCUGUGCAUCACCCCAGGCAGCCAUCAGAAAGACCUGUGUUAAAUCCCAAUGGAUCUGCACAGCAGGGAGAGCCUCCAAUUAGAAGAACAUCAAUAUCCAGUUCCAACCAGGUCCCUGCUGUUACACAGCCAGUCCUCUGCACCUCUGCUUUUUCACCACAGAUCUGCAGAAGACCCCCAGAACUCCAGGUGCCAGUUCAAGUCCCUCCUUGCUGUCCAGCCAGUGCCUGCAGCUGUCAGUUUCCUGCUUCCACCCAGUAUAAUCCCAUAAACUCAUGGCAAGGAAUGGGUAAAACGAGCCACAAACACGAAGCAGAAACCCAAUCAGAGCUGGCUCACCAGAGUCCCUGUGCAGUGCUCCAUCAAAAUAUCAUUUGCCCAAAUGUUUGCUGCAAUCCUGGAUACACCACAAGCAGCCCUAUAAAUGUGAGAUAUCAUGGGAAAAUGGGGAACUGUUCCCUUGACAAUAGCUUAUCACCUGCAGUAAGACAGCCUUCAAGUGCAAACUCCUCUAGUCCCCAGUUCUGUGCAGCCCACUCACCGUGCUGGCACAGGGCUGCUCCUAACCCAGGAUCAGAUAAUGGAAUGAUGGGAUUAUCUCCAGAUGCAUUCCGGGUGCUGACAGAGCAGGACAGACAACUCAAAUUACUUCAAGCACAGAUCCAACGCUUAUUGGAAGCACAGGCUGCUCAGGCUCGUUCCCCUGAACCAGCUGGAGCUUGCCCUGCUCUGCAGCCUGAGAAGCCAGGGGACCUUGUUUCUAUGGAAACGCAGCCCUCAGCAUCUCCCCCCGUGAGGACGAGUGUGAGCAUUGCUGUGAGCACAGGUGCUAGCUUAUUUUGGAACACAUCCCCAGAAAAACAAGGAGAUUUCUUACCACAAGGCAAAAAAGAGGAUGAAGAUAUUUCUAAGGAAGACAUAAGCAUCUCAAUUAAUGCUGAACAAGAUGCAAGUAAUACAAGUAUUGCUUCUUCCUUAAAGGUGGUUGACAUGCCCAGUUUUGUAGACAGUGUUCAUCUUGUGGAAGAAGGAACUAAUCAGAACACUCUCCAAAAUGGAAACGUUUCCCAAGCACUUGCUCGCAGUUCAUCCUUGGAGGAAAGUGUGAGCGUGUCUUUACAGAAAGAACCAACAGAGGGAGCCAGCAACCAUGUGGUGGUAACAAGCGAGCAAAACUCGGAGCCACCUGCCUCAUUGCUGCCUUGCCAUCCCUCGGAGGAUCAGAAGCUUUACCAGGACUUACUGGGCCAAGUAAACCAUCUCUUGAAGUCCUCAGAAGAGCAAGAUCACUUGCCUGUUAAAGUAGGUUUUGUUGAUGAUGAUGAUGAUGGUCCUAAGUAUCAAGAUAUUGAUGACACAACAGGAAUUGCUUCAGAGACUGACACUGGAGUGGUGGAUAAAGAGAGUGUGAUCAGUGCUACACUCAAACAGCUGAGGAGCCUCGGGGUGACAAUUGACUCUCCCAGCAAAAUGAAGAGAAAUACACACAAAGUGGAGAAUGCCAGCAUCUUGGCGUGCAUAAAUCCUGAAGCAGUGGUUCCUGGGCUAAAUUACGUGUCCUUUGCUAAUGUCAGCAUGUGUGGCUUAACUCCUAAUGUUGCUGAUCUGAGCAUGGAAGCAAACGCCAUAGCACUCAAGUACCUCAGUGAAAAUCAGCUAUCUCGACUUUCUCUCAGUCACUCAGGCCAAAAUCCUCCUGCAGAUUUUUCUUUUCAAGACCUCUUGAAUACAAAUAUGGACAAGAGCAUGGUGGGUCUGAGCUUAAUUUCACCCAGCAAUAUGUCUUUUGCAACCAAGAAGUACAUGAAGCGAUAUGGGCUGAUCCAGGACGAUGAGAGUAGUGAAGAUGAAGAGGAACUGCAGGCUCAAGGUGGCAGUUCUGGCACUGUCAAAAGUAAAAUUAUGCUGGACAAAAACUCUGCCCCUGUGUUGGAUGGCUUUGACCACUGGACUCAGUUAGCCAAAAGAAUUGAUGGCAGACUUCCCAUUCAUCUACAAAGUCACAGCAGAGAGCUGACUGCUAAUGCUUCUCCACCAGAACUAAACAUCCCCGUAUUAAGAAAUAUUACAAAUGAAAUUUUUCCUCCUAGGCCAGAUGAAGCAGUUGAAAACUCAGUUCAGAUUUUAAAGGGUUUAAAAUCAAAACCCAAAUUGUUACCUGGGAGGAUUGAAUUCACUGAACAGCCUGGCAGGAAAGAUGAAGGAGAUACUCAGGUCUUCCCUGGAAAUCUGCAAACCCCAACCCUUGAAACAUUAAACCAGUCAAACAGCAUAAAUUCUGUUGGCACCAUUCUUGAUGUGAAACAACUCAGGCAGUUGCCAAAGUUGUUCUGAACAUCCCCUGAGAUGGCUGGCAGCCACUCCUUCAAAUCUGAGAGGGACCUCUCUGUGUAAGACUACAGGAAACCAAGGAUUAAGCUAUCUUUGGAGAGGUCACUCUUGUACAACUAAAACAUGCAGAGCUGAGUUUUCAGCCCAGGGACAGCCACCUCUAAAUGCCUGGUUGAGUCAGUGCUGAGCAGCACUGAAGUACAUGUGCACUUUUUUUUUUAGGCAUGAUUUUAAAGUAUAUAAAGAGUGAAUCAGCUUGAGCCCAAGAUGGACUGAUGAUACACUUUUAUCAAUGAUGCUUAUUUAAAUGUUCUGUUGACUUUUUUAAAACCCUGAGUUUUACCUGUUGGUGCCAGCUGUGAGCCAUUGAUACUGUGUGUGGCAGAGCAAGGGUAACAGAGCUGAAGUACUAAU
Calypte anna (Anna's hummingbird) is the source of this 4427-nucleotide messenger RNA. RefSeq names its product STIL centriolar assembly protein (gene STIL). The record is from RefSeq and is a predicted model, not a curated record. NCBI's taxonomy places the organism in Eukaryota, Metazoa, Chordata, Aves, Apodiformes, Trochilidae. The transcript is spliced from 16 exons. Gene Ontology annotation, cellular component: centrosome; centriole. Bases 51 to 4016 code for a protein of 1321 amino acids. Gene Ontology annotation, biological process: protein localization to centrosome; centrosome duplication; mitotic spindle organization.